AUGGCUUCUUCAAGAUUCCUUUUUUCAGUCUGUCUUCUUUUCAUGAAAGUUCUGGCUAUGGCACAGCAGCCAUCAGACCAGCCUGUAAUGUUAUAUAAAGACUGUGUAGGAAAGGGCAACUACACCACUAACAGUACUUACCAGGCAAAUCUCAAUCAACUCCUCACCUCUAUCUACACCAACACUGAAAUAAACAAUGGCUUUUACAAUUUUUCCUACGGCCAAGACGCCGACACAGUCUAUUCAAUUGCACUUUGUAGACCGGAUAUCAGUCCUGAUGUCUGCCGUGUUUGCAUAAGAAAUGCUAGUGAUUUCUUGGUAAGACUCUGUCCAAACUUUGUGGAGGCAAUCGGAGGGUUAGAUAACUGUAUGGUACGCUACACAAACCGCUCCAUAUUUAAUCGCAUGGAGAAAGGACCUUAUUUUUGGGUGUAUGAUGAUCGACGUACUGUCUCUGAUGUAGUCGGGUUCAAUCAGUCACGGAUGACUUUGUUAGGUAGGCUGAGCGAUCAAGCAGCCGCAGGUGAUUCUCGUUACAAGUAUGCAAUGGAUCAAAUAGAUGUCCCGAAGAACUUUCAAAAAAUAUAUGCACUUGUACAGUGUACUCCUGAUUUAUCUGCUUCGGAAUGCAGGGAUUGCCUGUAUAAUGCUUCAGGACUUAUUCCACAGUGUUGUGAUGCAAGACAAGGAGGAAGAGUUAUUUAUCCAAGCUGUAAUUUUAGGUAUGAAAUAGACCGUUUCUAUGACCCUCCGACUAAUUCAAUCCCGCCACCACCAGAUUCAACUUCGAAUAAUACAGUUCCAUCACCACCAGCUUCAACUUCACAAGGAAAGAAGGGCAAGAAGAGGAAUGUCAUCAUCAUCAUUGUCAUUGUUCCAAUAGCUGUUUCUGUGAUUCUUAUAGUUUGCGUUUGCAUCUUCUUAAGAGCCAGGAAGCAGAAGGAGGAAGAGGAAGUUAGAGAUUUAUAUGAAAUGGAAGAUGUGGAAUUGUUCCAACUUGAUUUUGGCACUGUCAGAGAAGCAACAGGUAACUUCUCCGAGGAUAAUAAACUCGGACAAGGAGGAUUUGGCACCGUGUACAAAGGCACACUUGCUAAUGGACAAGAUAUAGCUGUAAAAAGGUUGUCUAGGACAUCUGGACAAGGAGAGCUAGAAUUCAAGAACGAGGUCAUGUUAGUUGCCAAGCUUCAGCAUCGGAAUCUGGUUAGACUCCUGGGUUUCUGCUUCGAGAAAGAAGAAAGGAUUCUUGUCUAUGAGUUUCUCCCCAACUCGAGCCUCAACAACUUGAUAUUUGAUCCAGUCAAGCGUGUCCUUCUAGAUUGGGAAACCCUCUACAAAAUCAUUGAACGCAUUGCAAGGGGUCUUCUUUAUCUACAUGAAGACUCUCGACUACGGAUUAUUCAUCGUGAUCUCAAAGCUGCUAAUAUUCUGCUAGAUGAGAACAUGAAUCCAAAAAUCUCAGAUUUUGGAAUGGCAAGAAUGUUUGUUAUGGAUCAAGCUCAAGAUAGCACGAGUAGAGUAGUUGGGACCUUCGGGUAUAUGGCUCCAGAAUAUGUUAUCCGUGGACAUUUCUCAGUUAAAUCAGAUGUAUAUAGCUUCGGUGUCUUAGUUUUAGAAAUUGUUAGUGGUCGAAAGAUUGGUGGCAGCGGCAUAGGAGACGAUGGAGAGGACCUUCUAACCUAUGUAAGUAUCAACAGUGCUUAAUUUUAUUGAUUCUGU
Messenger RNA from Populus nigra (black poplar), 1719 nucleotides. Its product is annotated as cysteine-rich receptor-like protein kinase 29. Gene Ontology annotation, molecular function: protein kinase activity; ATP binding. NCBI's taxonomy places the organism in Eukaryota, Viridiplantae, Streptophyta, Magnoliopsida, Malpighiales, Salicaceae. The coding region runs from base 1 to 1704 and encodes 567 amino acids. The transcript has 6 exons. Gene Ontology annotation, biological process: protein phosphorylation. The record is from RefSeq and is a predicted model, not a curated record.